This is a messenger RNA of Chelonia mydas (Green sea turtle), 16363 nucleotides long. RefSeq names its product TUB like protein 1 (gene TULP1). The transcript has 13 exons. Gene Ontology annotation, biological process: protein localization to cilium. Bases 14009 to 15679 code for a protein of 556 amino acids. NCBI's taxonomy places the organism in Eukaryota, Metazoa, Chordata, Testudines, Cheloniidae. The record is from RefSeq and is a predicted model, not a curated record. Gene Ontology annotation, molecular function: actin filament binding. Gene Ontology annotation, cellular component: cilium.
AGGCUAGGAUGUUGAAUUGUACAUCAUCAUGCCGUAGAAUUGCUAUUCCUGCUGGAGCUCAUGGGGCUUCCCCCCCACCACACUAGCUAGAGAGUACCUGGCAAGAUUUCAGCACCUGUUCAUAGCUCUCUCUCUCUCUUUACCAUAGUGCUCUGAGGUGAGCAUAGAAGGGGGCGGGGGUAGCGUGCUCACUGUAAAAGCGGAUCGAUUCCCAGCGGGCAAGCAUAUGUAGAUCAGCCCCUUAGCUGCACGGUAUCUUUCCUUAUUUACUUCUGUAAAUGGACUGGUUCUCUCCUGCAUGUCUUUGCGGAGGAGGAGGGGUUGCUAAGAAACCAGCAGCUGGAUGACAACAGGAUGGAACUAGAAAGUGAUCUUGAAGCCCAGUGUCCCUCCUGUGAACCCUCUGUUCCACUCCUGACAUGGCUCAGGAAGAGGGAGCCCUGUAUUGCAUCUGGUCAUUUGAGCAGGGAGGGAGAGCGCCUAGAAAUUUCUAACUACCCCAGCUAACCAGCUUGGGCCCUGGAUGUUUCCUGGGUAUCAUUGCUAUCGCUUGCAUAAAUGCAGAUCUGAUUAUCACUUACAAUAUGAUCAGUCUUUGUUUUAAAGCUAGGAUAUAAAAUUUCUCUUUCUCCUCCCACAACCCUGCAGGCCACCAGGGUAGAGACUAUGCCAAGCCUGCUGCCAAGGAGUGUUUUCUUGUGUGUUGUUUACUGUUCAGAUGUUCUAUAUGGCACCUAAACACCUCUGCCUGUGGAGGUGGGGUUCUCGACACUGGCCACCCACAAUCUGCUAAACAGUCUUCUGAGUGUCUGCUGCGUAACGUUGCUGACUGCAAUCUUGUCAGUUAUCGCAAGCUAAAUAGGGUUGGGCUUGGUCUGUAUGUGGGUGGGAGAUCGGCAGGGUACACCUUGGUUGUUCAGGUGGUGGCAUUGCUUAUUCAGCAAACUGCUGUCUUCCCUUGGACUGAAUCAUAAACACACCCACUCCUCCUAUGGCUGGGGACGCUGCCCUUCUAGAGGUGCAAACUUACGGAUGAUACAGUCAGUUUCUUGGCUUUAAUGAAUGUGGCCAAUUUAAAUCUUAUUGCACCUUUUUGAAGAAUAGGAGGUCUGAGCACCAGCGUCCUGGCUAAAUUCCCACUUGCCUACAGAGAUCUGCCCCAGUGUUCAUCAUGAAUGGUUUCAGAGGUUCUCUGGGCCCUGUUUAGAGAUGGUUGUGGUACCAGGAAGGGGCAGGAUCAUGGAGGUGUCGUCAUACAGCCUGGCAGCUACCUACUAGUGCACAGCAAAGCUAUGGAACCAUAUAGGAGAGGAAAUGACGAAAAAUCCUGUAUUGAACUGAAACUGCAGAGGGGAAUUUAAAGGGGCCAGGAUGUAUGGGCCAGAAACUGGAAUUCAGACAGGAUCUGUUAGCUGACUGUAAGGCUGUCCUCAGUGACUCGAGAGCAUGACUGCCACCGUCAGGGCAAACUGUUAGAACCAGGGCAUAAACCCCAAACUGGUGGUGAGUCCUACACUUGGAGUUCACAAACCACUUAUCAAGUGUAAAUCCUCAUGGACUAGAACAGCCUGGAGUCACAGACAGUCCCCUAGGGUACUCUGAUCUCGCCACCCAGGUAAGCACACUUUUGUGAUAGAUAUAGACCCUUCCACCAAGGGUCACAGCACUAUUCAGGUUAGUCCCCGUCUUAAAGGACCUGUCAGUUACCCUAGGUCAGUCGCACCUUUGAUCUCUCACCAAAGACAAUGCUUAUAGCCAAUCUUACAAUAAACUAUAUACAGCAUGAUGAAUGGGAAGAGGAAAUUAGAGAAUUAUUUACAAGGUUAAAGCAGGUAAACGUAAAGAGACAAAUGAGUUCCAAUCUUAAGUUUCAAAAGGUCAUAGAAGCUUCUAUGAUCUGCAAGCUCUGUGUGUCCAUUAGGGCUAACCCAGGCUAAGCAACUGAGGAUCUCUUGCUUAUGCCUAGAAAAGCCUUGCCCCAUGGAAUCCAAGCAGCAUAGCAAUAAUCAGUUCCCUUUUUUAAGAGGUUUUAUACCCGGAGCUGCAAAGCUCAGCUGAUGGUGGGAGGGGAGAAUCCACUUGCCUGACUCACCUUCAGGGGAGGAGGGCAGAGCAACCCACCCUUUUGUCCUCUUGUUGAUGGUAUGUAAGGAAAUGCCCGUUCCAAAAGCUACAGAUGCUCUAAGUGAGAUUAAAGCAGGCAGCAAUUCAUGUGCAUUCAGUAAAGUCUAAACACAUUCUUAGAAGGCUAAUACCUAUUUGAAUGAUGGUAACAUGCAGGUGAGCCAGACGGAUUCCAGCAACGUCCUUGUCAACGUUCAGUUGAGACAUGGGGAUUUCGGCAUAUCCUGGCACCUGGCCUGCCAGUGUCCCGUUCACAUCCUGUCUCAUGAAAAACGCCAUGUGAUCUUUAAUGACUACACAUGUGAUCGGGACCGUCUCCAAAAGACGUGACUUCCACCAGCACGGUGCCACCUGGCACAUUGGUUUGGUCCAGACUCAGAGGAGAGGCCACUAACUCCAUGAGACCUUCCACCGAAGUAUUGACAACUACGCUUAUCCCCGUUUAGCUGAGAGUUGACAAACUCCUAAAAGCUUCCCAACUGGCCAAAUUCUGCUCUUCAAAACCAGUCAGCUGGAUUGGAUGCCUUUAGCAUGAACAAGGUGCAAUCUUGCUAGUGUUAUUUCUUAUAUACGACAUAAGAAAUGCUUUGCGCGGAGGCUAUCCAUGCCCUUCAUCAAAUACAAACCAAGCUUCACAAGAUGUAGAGGUAGGGGUGUGUUUGCUGCUUCUUCUAUAAAUGGGGGCCAAGAAGGCACAGAGAGACUGAGUGAAUUAACACAACGAGCCUUAAAUAGAACUGGGACAAAAAAACCCAGACCUCCUAGUUCCAGUCUCUCAACUACUGACUUGGAUUCCCUCCUCUACAAUAACCACGGGUGAUAGAUCAGUUUGACCCAGUACUUGAAAAUACAGGUCAAAGCACUGACUUGUCACCAUUGUACAUGACAUGGUUCCUACCUCAGUGUCAAAGCACCUAAGAAGCACUUUGCUGCAUGCUAUGCUUUGUAAAACUCACCAAGCCGGGUGUGGGGGGAGAGGAGUGUUUGUGUGUCAAGCGAGAACAUCUCAUAAUGUGACUUCUUGCUUAAUUUAUAGCAAAACUUUUUCUAUAGUGGCAGUCCGUUCCUACGUUGCAAACAGUUUCUUAGAAGUGUAUACGUAAUGACUGUAAAAAUAAGAUCAGAAGUGAAACUGAACCCACGAGAAGCCGUGCUUGCAUGGUUGGGUUUUACUUGCGGUUGUCUGUUUUUACUAAGCAUUCGGGUAAUGAAAAAUGAGUGUAUUGCUUUGCUGACCUCAUGUACCUCGAGCACUGGUCUGUGCUUAACUGACCAUUUUGCAGGGUGCUGAGACAGUCAGUUGGGUGAAGGCCUGUUAGCUAUUUUAUUAAGUAUCGCUGCCAUCGGGGUGAAAAGGUACAACAGUAAAGGAGCCCAGUGUUUUGAAAGCUGUGUACGGCAUCACCCACUGCUGAGAUGCAGCUGCCUCUGGGGCGGACGGUCUAAUGAUGCACGGCCACACCAUGUAGCAGUUUUAAAAUGAGAUGCGAAGGAGAGAGUUAGGCAGAAUGUAGUUAUGCACGUGACUGGAAUUCGAUCAUGAUGCCUGGGCUAACUCCCUUACCCUUGUGCAAAAUAUGAUGGGUGUCUAAUGGCCAUGGCUGCUUAGCAAUUUUGGUUUGACAUCCCCUGCUGGAAGAGAUACCAUCAGCAGUACAUCACUCUACUGCCAUGCUGGGCAGUUGGCUGAGGACUGGCUCAAAAGGGAGAGCACCCCCUGAUUUGUUAGCCUUCCUGCAAUGCCCACCUUUAUUGGCUUCUGGGGAAGAGGUGGGUUGGAGGGACUGAACACGGGGGAGCUGGGGUAGAGUUUUCUGUGCUCUGGCAGAUGGCUGUGGAGAGGAGAGGCGUGGAGGAAGGAUUCUGGUGGCAAGGAAGCGAGUGUCGGAAAAAGGAUUUGGAGGAGUGGGAGGAUGUUGUAGGUGAAGGAGCCGCUGGUUUGGAAGCUGUAAGCUGUGAUUGCCAAAUGCCAGUCAGAGUGAAUCGCUUGCUAAGAAUAAUGCAUUAGCCUGGUCAAAGAAUAACAAGAGCAAUUGCUUUGGAGAGGGUGUUUUGAUGUGGAGGGAAAGGGCUUACACACUGCAGUCCUCCCUAGCCUCAGCCCAUCACACGGGGUCCCCUUUCCUCUUCGAAACCACGACAUUCAAAUAGAUAAAUGGUAUUGUGAUGACACCUGCUGGCACAAGAUGCAGCUGGUUAGGAAAUAAGACCCAGCAGAACACACCAUGAGCAUUAAGUAGGAUGGUUGCUGCAGAUAGGUCAGAGUUGUACUAACCUGAGGGUCAGAGUUCAGCUCUAGGCGCUGGGUUCGAGGGAGGAUCGUGGCCCAUUCUUGGAAGCAGUGCUGCUGCGUAGCUCAACUCCAGCAGAGCUGAGAAGGCUUCAAGAGCCUCACCGUAUGCGUUGUGUGGUCUCGGUGCUUCCUGUCUUUGCCACCUUGCUGUUACCUGCGCUUCGUUAAUAAACCAUCACUGCCUUAGCAGCCAAUGGCCUUAGCAUCUCCUGAGCUCUAGACCCCCGGGAUUUUACCAAGUGUUGCUUGUAGCAAUGCGGGCUUAGGGGAGCAUUCCCCUCCCAACAGGAAUAUUCUUCCUCCAAGAUUGUUUUGUUCUGUUGAACUGUUCACAUUCUGCCCCAACAUGCAGGGAUUCGGACUGGAACUUCGGUGAUUAGCACACAGGGCAUCAUUCAACUCUGACUUACAACAAGGUAGAUCAGAAGUAACUCCACUGAAAUAUGGCUGUACCAAGGGAGUAGCUGAUCCCAUUCCUACAGCUCCAGUUUGGUGACAAUGCUUCUGUCACCUUGAGAAGUAGGAAUGGGGCCAGAAACUUGCCUCUUUGGCUAAACAGAUGGGGAAAGACAGUGGCUAAGUCCCAAAUUGUCCUCCAGGCUACAGGAUUCUGGAAGGUAAAAUGGAGAAAAGAAACCAAAAUCUGGGGGUGAAGCCACUGCAGGAGUUGAGCUGAGAAAUGACUCAGGGAGUCGUUCAUGGUUUAGUAGUGAAAAUGGUAUGAAAGUUUCCUAUUCUAACACAUUUAAAUGAAUGAAACCAACAUGAUUUAACAGUGGAACGGCUCAGGAUACGUUAGGCUUGAACCAGUGGCUGCGAUUUCCUUACUCUGGUCCUUGCCAUAAUAGGGGAAGAGUUUAUCUCCAGUGGACAGACAUUUUGACUCCUACCACCUGUAAACAAGGCCUUGAUCUUCAUAUUCACAGUCAGAAAACUCUAGGGCGCCCAACUCUUGACGUCAGUAGACAGCCCUGAGAGACGAUGAACGGCCUGCUGAAUGAAAAAUAGCUCAUCGGUGCUGACAAUGAAGCCGAAUACAAGAGAUUAAGUGCAAUGACGUGAUAUCUUGCGUCCCUUCGGGCUAACCUCGGGAAUUUUGGAGCUUUCCCCAUAGCAUUUCUUGAUAAAUGUUUUUUGUUUUGAGUAGGUUUCUGUUGCAUUGUGCAGACCCUCAAGUGGUCACAAGAAACGCUACCCUGACUCCCAAUCGGAUGCAUGAGGCUAGAGCCCUGUUGAUUUCGCUGGAGCUCUGCGCAGGCACAAGGGACAGGAUCAGGGCCUGACUUUCCAUUACCACCAACUGAAGGCUGCACAUGCUAUAGAUUUCGUCUUUCAGUCUCUUUCCAUCCCAUUUCUCCGUAAGUUUUUAUACCAUCUCUCACUCACAUUGUGUUGGCUUUGGGACUCAACCGUGACAGUCGCAUGACAAUGGGAAAGUCAACAAUACCAUUGAUCUGUCCUGACAGCUGAGUCGCAUCAGAUUUAAAAACCAAAACCUCUGUCACCUCAACAGGUAAAAAAGACCCAAUGACCCUGCUCAGUCAGGCAGAGAUGUGAUUGCUUGCAUAAUAUGCAAACAAAGUAACUUCAAAGGGAAUGCCAGAUGCUAUGGAGUUGCACCCCUGUAAAUUCAUAGAUGGAUUAGAUAGUACAGCCAGCUGCUAGCAACUAGCCUGUCUGUUCUUCAGGGUUCCUGGUGAUGCUGUUACACAGGAAAGAGGGGAGAAAGUUCUGUCUUCGAUCAGAGCACUGAAUGGUUGUAUCAUUUCCUGGGAUCCAUUCACCCCCCUCGGUAGAGAGGGAUGGAAUCCUGUCGACUGUCCUGUCAUCCGUGUUCACGCUGACGGAGGGCAGGCACUGGUACUGCCUCCUCCCAGAGGUUCCAGGCCUGGAAAGAGCCCCGAUUCAGCUCAUUGUAUGGGUGCUCUGGCUACAUGCCCUCCGUGCCCGGCACCCACCCAGUUUCUGGGCUUCUCCAGCUGGCUCUGAGCCCCAGGGUGUGGCUGGCAGGGCCGGAUUAAGGUUAUGAGGGGCCUAAGGCUAAUGGGAGGGAAGUCAUCAAACAUUUCUCUCCAGAUACUUCUGAGUAAGAGGUAGCAUGGGGGAUGCUACGCUGUCCUCCUGGGGUUCCUUCCUCCUAUGUAGUGGAGUGCUCGUCUGUAUGAGGACGAACACUGCAAUGUGCUCCAUCCUGCUCACCUCUUUCAGCCUUGUGCUUCUACCCGCAGCUCGCCACAUGGCAGAGGGCAAAGCCAAGCCCUGCAGGUGUUUCCUCCGAGCUAUGGACUCUACACCACAGACCCUGUCUCACUCUGGGAGGCAGCCAGCUUUUAUUAUGUAAAAGAAAACCACUCAGGUGUAAAAUCCACUGAAGUAGAGGAAGUAGUAGUGGGGAAAUUACAUUGGAUGGCGUUGUAUUUUAGGCUGUCUUGCUCUGAAAGCAGCCUCCCCAUGUUGCACUGGCUGAGGACAAUGAAUUACUGUUUUCACGGUGAACCCAAAUAGUAUUUGUGGGAUGAUACCCAGUUUGUGUCGUUAAACUGCAGUGAUUCACCACAUCAGGCCAUUCUGUCACCAAGCUCUGCCACAAUGAGAAUCAUAGAAUAGAAUCGUAGGACUGGAAGGGACCUCGAGAGGUCAUUUGGUCCGGUCCCCUACACUCGUGGCAGGGCUAAGUAUCAUCUAUUCUAGAUGUGCGAUCAGCAGCUCUGACAUGCGGUUUUUUAAGCACGAGUUCUGUAUGCACCAGCCCCCUGCAGUUUGCAUUUGUUUGUUUUAAGCUUUCUGUACGAAAAAGGUAACAGAGAGAAGUGACACAGAUCUUUAGAUGGCUGCCCAGUCAUAAUAUUUAGCACUUCUGUACUAUGUUAGUUCUUCAGAAUCACUGUACAAACAUUAGACAAACUUAAUCUAAAGCCUUUCAGCUUUUGAAUGACUAGGAGUUGACAAAACAGAGCUAUUCCCUGUUGUGUUCUCUGCCCCCCUGAACAAAAAGACUUCACUAAAAAUCAGCAUCUUAAAAGAACCAUUAAGGAUCUUUCAAAAGAACAGUCCAGCCAAGGCUGCUGUGGUGACCCCCUUGUUACAUCAGGUCUGGUGUUUGUUUAAGGCUGGUGUAGAAUGAAGGGAGAGCUUCCUCUUUCGUUUGCAUGUGUAAAUCAAGCAGACCUUGCUUAUUUUUUUUUCCCUUAAAGUGCUCAGAGUUUAGGGGAGGAAAGUGAAUGAGAUUCUACUUUUACCAGGUGUGAAAAAGCAGAAGGGACUAAAAUCUAUUCUUGUGCAAAAAUCUGUUCUCCCUCAAGUCAAUAAGGCUACACAGGUAACUGUGAGCAGGAGUUGGCCUGUGUUCUCCUUCCCUUCUCAAAUCACAUCCCAUGCUUACCCAACGUUUUCCACUUGGGGAAGAAGCUAGUUUGAGUUGGGGCAGAAAAAUGAGGACUAACUUCAGGUUUCUUUAGCUUUAAGAUUUUGGAAUGAAACUCCAAAGACAUCAAAUGUGAGGUACUUUUAUGAUGGAUUGAACUGCUAGAGAACCAGCCUUUAGCCUAUUCAGCCAGUCUUUCUAUCAUAGCCUGCUAAGAAGUGGAUUUAAAAUCCUUGAGGGAGAGGGGAGGGAGAAACCUACAACAUUGUGUGUUGAGCUUCCUCCAGUGCUUUUGCAACCUCUUAAAAGUACAAAGAUGUGUUGGCCUGUGGAGCUAGUCUGAGCAUAAGGAAAGAACUUGGUGACCUGUGCAUCCCAGUACAGAAAAAUACAUCAAAGAAAAAGGUUGGAUGUCUUUUGAUUUUUAGUACAGUUCUAUACGGUAUUGCAUACAGUGCAUCGUAACUCUGAAGCCCCUCGAUGGAAGGUUCUGUAAAAGUUUAAAGGACUGGUAUCCAGAAUGAGAUGGUUUGGUUUGUUUUUCCUACAAAUGUGUGGGAAUUCGUUCCUUAUACAUGGGAGGGGCAGUAGUUCUGACUGGAGCUGGAUAGCGUGUGUGCAGGUUCUGUGCAAGCUUCCACAGUCUACCGCUCUGGAACUGCCUCUUCCCUCCACCACCCCCUUGCCCUGCCCCCACCCCGGCACUCACCAGUUGUCCAGAAACGGGACCCAGCACACACAGAAGAACACGGUGACGGGCAGUAGGACCCCGGCCGCAGCGUCCUGGAGCUGCCUGCCAGCCUCAACCCAAGAGAGGGACAGAGGGAGCCUCUUCCCUCCCUGACAGCCAAGCAGUGCUCCGGAGAAAUUGGGGAUGGGGGGAGUUGCGGGGAGCAAUGCCUGCUCAAACGACACCCACGGCUGGCACGAGUUCCCAUGGUAACCAGAUUUUUAGUGUCCGGUCACCAGUGUGAACCGGAUCCCUGGCAGUGUGUUCUCGCAGACGCAGCAGGCUGCUGGCUGGCUGAGCUGCUUCCUAGCCACAGGGGGCUGCUUUGCCUUCCCUGCUGGCAGGAGCGCUCCUGCAGAGCUGCAGGAACAAACUCUCUCUCCCUCACCUGGACCUGGCCGUGGCCCCAGCCGCACCCCUUGCCUGACCAGUAGGACCUAAAAAUAGGAGGGUCUAAGGCUGUAGCCUUAUUAGCCUGUGGGUUAAUCCGGCCCUGGUGGCUGGAACCCCUGUGCGGGCAGAACGAUUGCUACCAGGUCUUGCAAGCUCGGCUUCUGCUAGCGGAAAGCGGGGGCUGAAUAUGCGAAGUGCUGAGCGUGGCAUAGUUAGGUAAAGGGAUUAGCUACACAGAACCGAGCCCUGGCCCGUGGGGUUUGACGCUGGAAAGCAGCUGAAGAUACAGUUUGUCGUAGCCCCGAUGCUGUAUCUUGUGCAAAUUGUGCACGCCAGUCAGACUCGACUCCCCUAAGAACUGGGGUAAGGCAGUGCAGGAUCAGGCCCCAGAAUAUUGUCUUCCACAGCAAUUCUAGGCCGGCAGGGCGGUUACAUCAGGAGCCCAGCUCAGUCAGAUUGUUUCUCCUAAGCAGAUCAGGGUUGAAAUCCCUUGUCUCCGAGGCUGAGCGAUGUGCGUCUGGAGUGCCCAGAAUAGCUUGCCCAAUCCCCUGCUGCCUGCUUGUGUUUAAGAUGAACCUGCCCAUGUCGAUGGCAUCAGGCCACCAAAAUGAGGGGAGGGAGGGGCCACGUGGGUGGAAUCAUUAGUGCUGAUGACCCAGCGAUGCUGAGGGCUUUGUCUGCAGUUUGCCACGCUAAAUGGAAGCCAGGUUGGAUAUGUCUGCAUGUGCUGCGGGCACACCGCCGCUUGCAGUGUGGGCAUAUGGAGAUGGGGGGGGGGGGGUGUUCUGUGAUGCCAGAGAGGGCGAGGCGUAACUGACCCAAAGAGAUCCUAGGCCUGGUUUGCCUCUCGCGCGGGUUUCGUACUGGUGGAACGCCAUUGAUUGCCAUGGUUUAUACGGUGUGAGUCAAUGGGGAGGCAGACCGGACUCUCUGUCGCACCGCAGUGACUCCGGGAAAUGAUGAGCCCGAUGCAGGAGCUCAGACAUGUUCAGAAUGGGCCCUCUGGCCUUAAAAUCUAUGCAGCCAGCCUGUGGUGCUUUCCCUUCCCUGCUGCUGCUGCUCCAGCACAUAUCCAGGGAUCCCUCGUAGGCUUGUACGGCUAGCCGUGGAGCUAGCAAGAUGAAGGCUAGUCUGGUACUACGCAUGCUGCAGUCACACCUCGGAUCGCAGCGGAGAUAAACCCACGGGGACUUAUCCCCUGUGAAUGGCCCUGCUUCUAUAGCUGAUCAUGUAUCCGGCUUUAGCUCCCUUCUCUUUCCAUCCCAGCCUGGCGUGGGCCACACUGUGCCCUGCUCCAGCUUUCGUUCAGCACAGAGGUGCCAUUGAAAUGAUCUGUGUGCUGUGUACGCGCACACUCUGCGUGUGUGUCUCUCUCUCUGUGCACGACACACAUGCAUUUUACACUCACUCAUCCAGAGGCACAGCGGUAUAGCGUGGGAUCCAUCAAGCUCUCUUGGCCCCUGUUUGAAUGAAUUGCUGUAACAGCUGCUGCGUUCUAUAGAACCUCCCCGGAGGCCUGGCGGCCUGGCCAUGAGCCCCUGAAAUCCUAUUACCGAGUUUCAAGAGAAAUAAAAAGUUAAUCCUCUCUGUGGCUCUCCGCCUCUCCGCGGCCACCGAAGCACUACACAGAGCUGCCUGCGGUGAAGGCUGGGCCGCUGUAGUGCCGGUGGGUAACAGAGAAAAUGAAUUUGACCGGCUAAUCGACUUCAUCGAAAUAAGCAAAUGUUGUGAGGCUGGGGCAGAUUAAUGGGCAAGCCAGAGCGGGGAUUCCCCAGCCAGACAGGGUCAACUCUGUAGCUGGUCAUGUCUUGCAUUUAAAAUCCCGCCCCUGUCUGUGUGCGGUGUUUUCAAGUCUGUGUCGGAGAGGAAGAACAUCAGGGUGAGGAGAAGGGAGCGCUCCAGCCUCGCACCUGCCAAUAAGGUGACUCUGUGCUCCAGGUCUGGGGCCAGCCUCGCUUCCCUGUGAGUCAAAGCCCUGCCAGCAGCUUGCCAUGCCCCUCCAGUCGGAGAUCCUGCAUGAGGUGUGGACCUCAGACAGGUGAGUGUUCGGUUCCUUCUGCCCCUGGCUACUCACACACAUUUGACAUGGUCCUGGUUGGAGAGAGAAGGUGCGGGGGGUUAGUGUUUGUCUGCAGAUCAGGCUCCAGGGUCACAGCGGAAUACUGCAGCCUGGGUUUCUAGCCUUGGCGCUUCUGUAUCCCUGAGCAGUCAGGGAGCAUUGCCUCGGUCAAACAGACGUCUCCCUAGUGUAGACCCUACCCCUGAUCUGGACGAACCUUGCUCUCCAGGAAACCAGUCUCUCCAUGUUCAUUCAGGGCCUCAUCCAAAGCUUAUGGAAGACGAGAGAGGCUUUCCCAUGCACCCCAAUGGGAGCCUACCAUUUUAGGGUUCCCCCACAAUCUAUCAGUGUACCUCAUUCUUGCUCUGGUGAGAUGCCAUCCCACUUUCUCCUGUGGGGAGGGAUACUCUACAGUCAUCAGUCAGAAGACCUAAAGUGUCCAGAGAGGGAAAUUUCCAUUUCCUGGGAAAUUUCAAUAUUUUGGGGGGAGGGGCUAUUCAUCUGGAAUCGGAAGAACGAGAUGAAAUUGGCCAGAGAACGAAAAUUCUAAAAUACGUCAAUUCAGGGCCAUCAAAAGGUUUAUUUUCAAUCAUGUCAAAACAGGAUGCUGUAUGAUAUAUAUAUAAUCAUAUUAUUAUUCAUAUUCAAAUUUAGUCUAAACGGAAUGAACCGAAACGAUAAACACAUUUUGUAUCAACUUUAUCGACUUUGGGUCCAUCAAAAUUUUCAUUGAAAUCUCCGAGGAAAGGUUUUGGUUUCGACUAAACUUGCCCUGUUCUUACGGGAAACCCUCCUGCCUGUAAGCAGGCAGAAUCUGUUGAACAAAGAGUGAAGAACGGGAGCUGCUCAUGGAGGGGGUUGGGGGCGGGGGCCUGCUCCGGGGGUCUCCUGUUUCGGAGGGGUUUGUUGGGGCUGGCUGCGUGCAAACACUGUGCUGAGGGAUCUUUGUCAUCAAGCUCGCCUACCAGAGAGGCUGGCUGUACCUGGGAGCAUGGAGCUAGUACCCGAGCCCCUACGCACCCCCAGGGUACACCCUCCGAGUCACUGGCACGCUCUGGACAUGUGAGUCCAAUUACUGAACCAGUUCUUUGUUGCUGCCCUAGCCAACAUAUUCCUUGGACUCCUAUAUGUCCCCCAGGAAACUGGGCUCUGAUGGGCUCCAGACAUCUGAGUUAGACGAGAGGCCUGCAGAAUUUUCUUGGGCCAGCUGGUGCUUCUUAGUCCAUUCCAAAACGAGCAGCAAUCUGUGAGACUGCAAACAGAUGCUUCCUCCAAAACCCAGGAGGGAGUGAAGCCAGUAAUCUGCCAUUCACCAUCUCCAUCAGCCACAAUGGGCCAGAAAGGACCAAAGGUUGGCUAUCGCCUGCCAUGUCAGAGACCCGAACAUCCGUUCCUGGGCCAGCGAUGACAGAGAAGUUUCUCAGGGAUCAGCACCACUCCCUUUGGCAUUCCUAGGCUCCGAAAGGGGUUCUGUCCAUCCUUGGCUGGAAGGAUGGUCACAAUUCAAAAAGGAUGUUGACAGAUUCAGGACCAAAAAAAAAAAAAAAAACCCCUACAAGAACGACUGAGGUCUGGAAAACCUGCCUUUGCAGCGAGACUAAAGAAACUCAAUCCAUUUAGCUUAAUAAAGGGGUAGCUUCAGAGGAGACCUGAUCACUGUCUGUAAGUACCUAAUGGGAGAGAAGCUUUCUGAAUCUUGCAGACAACGAUCCAAUGGCUGGAAGUUGAAGCUAGACAAAUUCAGAUUAGAUACAAGGUGAAAUUUGUAGCUAGGUAUUGAUUAUUUUACCAGUGAAGGUAAUUAACCCCUGGAAUAUCUUACUCGGGGAUGGGGCGGGGUGUUUAAAUCCAGGCUGGGUGUCUCUUUCUAAAUGAUCUGCUCUGGCUCAGCCAGAACUUGGUGACAUUCUCUGGCCUGGGUUAGGCAGGAGGGCAGACUGGUUGAUCCCUGCUGGUCUGAAAAUGCAUGAAAACAUGCCACCAGGGGUUCCUCUGCCUGAUCACUGGGCCACAAGCCUACCAAAGGAUCCCUUCUCCCAACAGCCACUGUUGUGUGUGUGCAUGCAUGUGUGUGUAUUUAACAAUAAACAUUACUAGCUACAUUGACAGGCUGCAGUGCCAUCUGCUGGAAUGAGAGGGUCACCUCUCCAGAGGACGGUGGCGUCUGCCAUCACCCACCCCACUCCACAUCUCCAGCUCUGAGCAGCAUUAGGACUUUCUGGGAUAAACUAGAAGCAGCAUCUCUCUCCCUCUUCCCCCCCCCCCCCCCCGAGCUUUAACAGCUGGUGCAGCUGUUCCGCAUGUCCUUGAACUGCCUUGUUGCGCAGCUGGGUUUGCUAGGGGUCCAUUUGCUGGUUCUUCUAUUGUAAAUGUUCCCAAAUUCUCUGUUACCGUGACAAACAGCCACAGGUCCUGGGAGCAGCCAGAAGACCAGGCAAGGAUCGGAAUGGGAACUGAGACCCGUGGGAAAUAAAGGAGAUAGGAAACAGCAUGUGGCAACUUAGGGCACACAGGGUGCCUCUGUGGAUUGUCCAUCUCUCGCUCAGAGAUCCUCUGUUAGUGACCUGUAAUACGCCAGUCUGCAGAAUGCUCUCUGGGUACAGAGGUGUAUUCCCUCUAGCCCACAGAGAAGAAAGAGGUGGGCAGGGAGUGUCCGGGGGAGUGGGAGCGGGCAGUGGAUUCCCUCUCUCUCAGCUGGGAUUGAUGUAAACCUAAGGGUCAAAGUUUGUUUCCCUCACCACGAUUUUCUAACAGGACUGGUGACUUUGGCUGCUUCCACUGUUGGGAGCCCAGCUUGAGGCAUGCUGUAUCAGACAGCACGGAGCAUCCAUCCACUGACAAUCAAGCCCCUUUAAGCAGUGCUUAAUUUGUAAUGAAAGCGGUGCCGGGGCUCAAGCAAUUUUUUUACAUCUAUAACUGAUGCCACAAGCCCAGAGGUGCCGGGGCUAUGAACUGCCAAGCCCAGAGGUGCUGGGGCUAUGAACUGCCAAGCCCUGGCACAAAUUAAGUACGGCCUUUAAGGCCACUUCAGGUGGGCCCUCGAAAAUGGAGCCACGCAAAGUCACUGUGGCUUUUGGAGACACAGGCCUUCAUCUCAUUGCACUGUUUCCCCUCCACAGUGUGACUGAGGAACCUGGGAGCCCCCAGAAGCAGAAACUUAACAAGCAGCGCCUCCUGCCAGGGCAGAAGCAGAAAAAGAAGCACCAGGAGCCCACGCUGGAAGCCAAGCCCAAGAAAUCGAAAGUGAAAAAGUUGGACGAUCCGAGCCCCGCAGAGGAGCCCAGUGCCCCCUCUCAGACUGUCAGGAAACUGAGGAAGAAGAAGGAGGAGAAACUGGAGGAAGAGAGCGAGAAGCAGCCCUACCCCAAAUCCACCAAAGAGCCCAGGAAGAAGAAGGAAAGUCCCACGUCGCAUUUCAGUGUGGCCAAAGCCUCAAAAAAGAAGCAAGAGGACUCUGAGGAGGAGGAGGCGGAGAACGAUGACCCGCCGAAGAAGCCAAAAAAGAAGCUCCCCAAAGAAAUCCCAGCUGGAGAAAGCAGGGAGAGAAAACCCAAGCUGAAAGUAGGAGACAAAAGUGAUUGCGAUGCCAAGCCCAGAGCUGCCAAGCCCAUGAAGAAGGAGCCGACGUCCAUGUUCCAAGUGAGCGGGGACAAGAAGGAGAGAAAAGGCAAAAAGAAAGCCCCAGCUCUCACGAACAGUGAGGCAGAAGACGACUCCGAUUCCAGCACCAAGCCAAUCAAACCCAACACGAAAAAGGACACAGCUUCCAUGUUCCAGGCGGGAGGCGACAGCCACAAAGAGAAGAAGACCAAAAAGAAAGCUCUCCCCAAAGCCGCCAGGGAGGGGAGCGAGGGAGAGGCCUCGGAAAGCCCUCAGAAGAACUCCAAUAAGAAAGGGAAAGGGAAGAAGUCCAAGAAGAAGGAGGAGAGACCACCGUCCCCUGUCAUCGAAGUGGACAACCUGGAGGACUUUGUGCUGCGGCCGGCCCCUCAGGGGGUGACCAUCAAGUGUCGGGUCACUCGAGACAAGAAGGGGAUGGACCGGGGCCUCUACCCUACAUAUUACCUGCACCUGGACAAUGAGAAAAAGGUGUUCCUGCUGGCUGGUCGGAAGCGGAAAAAGAGCAAGACCUCAAACUACCUGAUUUCCAUUGAUCCCACUGAUUUGUCCCGAGGCGGAGAGAACUUCAUUGGGAAGUUGAGAUCCAACUUAAUGGGGACUAAGUUUACCGUGUUUGAUAAUGGUGUGAACCCCGACAGAGCGAACGCCGACUGGUCAAACGUGCGACAGGAGCUGUCAGCCGUCGUGUAUGAGACAAACGUUUUAGGGUUCAAAGGACCCCGGAAGAUGACCGUGAUCGUCCCUGGAAUGAAUUCGGACAAUGAGCGGGUGCCAAUCCGGCCCCGAAACGAUAACGACGGGCUGCUUACGAGAUGGCAGAACAAGAACAUGGACAACCUGAUCGAGCUGCACAACAAGGCCCCGGUAUGGAAUGACGAGACCCAGUCUUACGUCCUGAACUUCCAUGGCAGAGUCACCCAUGCCUCCGUCAAGAACUUCCAGAUCGUGCACAGCAACGAUCCUGACUACAUUGUGAUGCAGUUCGGCCGCGUGGCGGACGACGCUUUCACCAUGGACUACAACUAUCCCAUGUGCGCCGUGCAGGCUUUCGCCAUUGCCCUGUCCAGCUUUGAUGGGAAGCUGGCCUGUGAAUAACACACCUGGGAGCCCUACGUCCCUGAGCUGUCCUGAGCCUAGGCCAGUCGGAGGGGCUGAGCUAGACAGGGGUUUGCCUACAAUAUGGGGAUCUGUGCUGACAAUCGAGAACCCGUGAAUCACUCUGCAGAUGUGAAUAACAGCUGGACUGGUAUUACUAACGUUACCUGUGCACACCUGGACAGUGGUGCUGAAGGGGACCAAGUGGAGUCGUUAAAUGCAAAUAUGUAUCUACCGAUUAGGGUGUAGCAGGUCAGAUAUCACACAGUCACCGUUCUGUCUUCCUCAGCUUCCACCCUGAUGGAAGAGAUGACCCCAAGCACUGCAGGGAUGCUCUUUUAAGCUAUAGUGGGUUGGAUCAUUACUGUAGAAUACCAGAAUAUCAUGUACUCUUGUCUCCAUCGAGUCUCUGGGUGGUUCAGAACUGGCCACUGGUCCCAGACCACAAAGCAGAAUUGCUCCCUCUAUAUACUUAGCAUAUGAGCCCAAUGGUUACUCUGACUUCAUCCUUUCAGGAAGUUCCUCGGAGUCCUGGAAGUACUUUUUUAGAGGUUUUUAGAUUCUGUUUUAUAUAUUGUAGCAUUAGAUUUAAAUAACAAAGGAGUGUGGGAGGCAGUUAAUUUGUUUUCUUUGUAUGAUAACGAUCAAUAAAUGAAGAACUGUGGUAACAAGUCUCUGUUCAUU